Molecule: messenger RNA, 342 nt
Organism: Ostreobium quekettii
Lineage: Eukaryota; Viridiplantae; Chlorophyta; Ulvophyceae; Bryopsidales; Ostreobiaceae
Source: the annotation of a GenBank genome assembly
AUGGGUUCCGACGGCGGGGGGGGUGCGCCGCGGCCGGCGGCCGCCGCGGGCGCGUUCGAGGCGGCGAGGAAGGCGCGCAUGGUUCAGAUCCACAACAAUUUGAUGUCAGCUUUGUGGCGGAAGGACUUCUGCAAAGCCCUGGAACUGGUUGAAAUGGACGAAUCUGAUCGCAACAGUGGCACGGAAAGCUCCGAGGGGGAAGAAAAUUCCACCGAUGAGGACAAUGACGACGACGACGCCACUGACGAGACGCAGUCAUCCGACGAUAGCGUGGCAAGUGCGGAUGUACGGGCCCUCGUUUAUUCCAUGGAUGACUUGAACAGAAUUCAAUUUGAAAUUUGA